Molecule: messenger RNA, 483 nt
Organism: Lactuca saligna
Lineage: Eukaryota; Viridiplantae; Streptophyta; Magnoliopsida; Asterales; Asteraceae
Source: the annotation of a GenBank genome assembly
AUGCUAAAGAAGUUAUCUUUCGUUGACUGCAAACCUACUAAGAUGCCAAUGUCCCUUACACCGAAAAUAUUUGUUGAUCAGUCAGGUCAAGAUGUGAAUCCUUUUCUCUACAGGGGAAUGAUUGGUUCACUUCUUUACUUAACAACAAGUCCAUUUGAUAUCUUGUUCGUUACCAGCAUGUGUGCUUGCUUUCAAGCUAAUCCAAAAGAAUCACAUAUUCUCAUUGUUAAACGAUUUUUUCAAUAUCUAAAGCAUACUCCAAAUCUUGGGCUAUACACUCAUCAAUCAUCAACAGUGCGCGUGAAAAUCGGGCCUAGGGUUCCUCAUCUUCUUCUUGAUCCUUCCUCAAUUUCAUUUCAUAACUUCAUUUACGAGUGUUUCGUAGUCUGCCGUCUGCAUCCAGCUGUUUCUAUACCAUCCACAAUUCAAUAUAGACGCGUUGAAGUAGAAGGUUGUGUGAUCGCAGGGUUUUGCAUAAGCUGA